This is a messenger RNA of Danio aesculapii, 2696 nucleotides long. It is a transcript of the gene msh5, whose product is annotated as mutS homolog 5. NCBI's taxonomy places the organism in Eukaryota, Metazoa, Chordata, Actinopteri, Cypriniformes, Danionidae. The record is from RefSeq and is a predicted model, not a curated record. Bases 152 to 2596 code for a protein of 814 amino acids. Gene Ontology annotation, cellular component: nucleus. Gene Ontology annotation, biological process: chiasma assembly; mismatch repair. Gene Ontology annotation, molecular function: ATP binding; ATP-dependent DNA damage sensor activity; mismatched DNA binding. The transcript is spliced from 24 exons.
AUAGGAUUCGCGCCAUUUCACGCGCUUGUGUUAAUAACAGGACGGAACAAAAACAUCCAAAUAUUCCUAACGAGCUACAAAAACUAUACUAAACUCGCCCCGGAAAAUUUACUUAGUAUUUUCGUGAAAGCUAGUUUGGUUCUAUAUCUCAAUGUACCGUGUAGCUGACGACAAUAUUUUACCACAGCCAGAAAGCAGAGCUCCAAGUGUUGUAAAUGAAGACGAGGGUGAUGGGAGAAACCGUGAGAUUUUCUUGAGUGUACUUUUAAAGCAAGGCAAUAUAGGAUUGAGUUACUAUGACAGUCGUGAUUAUACAUUGCAUUACAUGCCGGACACGGUGGAAAACAGCGACCUCCACCUGCUGGAUAGAGUCAUACAGGAGCUGAGUCCAACAGUCAUAAUAUCAAGUGCCAAACAAGAGCAAUGCUUGGCCCGGUUUUUGGAAAAGCUUGAAUCAAAUUGUGAUGAUUACAAGCCUGAAAUUGUCAUUUUUCCAAGUGCAAACUUUGGCGUGGAGGUCAGCAAACAGCGACUCAUUUCAGCACACCUCCCGCUUCUCACUUCUACCAUCACAGAGAGCGAGAAAAUCCUAUAUAUCUCCUCCUGUAUCCCAUUAGACUCGGGGCUAAUGGUGCGGUCAAUAGGAGGAUUGCUUAAGUGUGUGGAGAAAAGGAGAAUCGGCUUAGAGCUGGAGGACAACGAUGUGUGCAUCCCAAUAUUACAGUUUCUAACUUACACACUGAAAGAUGUUGUGUACAUUGACAGAGACACUUACAGUGCACUCCAGAUCUUUAAAUCUGAGCUACAUCCUUCAGUUUUAAAGCUUCAGUCGGGAGUGAAAGAGGGAUUGAGCCUUUAUGGCAUUCUGAAUCAAUGUCGGAGCAAAUAUGGCUCUCUGCUUUUACGCCAGUGGCUUCACAGACCUACUCGAGAUCUGAACAUCCUGAAAAGACGUCAGGAAGUGAUCCAUUUCUUCACAUCCCCUCGUAACUUUGCUGAUCUCUGCACAUUUCAGAGUUGUCUGCGCAGUAUCAAAAACAUCUCGAUGCUGCUGCAUAAAAUGUCCCUCUGUAACCCGAAGGUUGCAGUUUGGCAAAGCCUAUACAAGACUGUGUACAGUGCAGUAUGCAUUCGAGACACCAUUCGCUCCCUGCCGCAAUCCAUCCAGCUUUUCAGAGAAAUCAGCGAAAACUUCACUGAUGAUCUUUUCUACAUCGCCACAUACAUCAGUAAAGUGGUGGACUUUGAGGGAAGCAUAUCUGAGAAUCGAUUCACUGUCCGGCCGAAUGUCGACCCUGUCAUCGAUGAGAAGAAAAGAAGGAUGAUGGGUCUGCCAGAUUUCCUGACAGACGUGGCUCGUGCUGAGCUGGAAAACCUGGAUCCUCGUUUCUCCACCUGCAGUGUCAUCUACAUGCCUCUGAUUGGAUUUUUACUGACUGUGCCAAGAUUACCCACUAUGCUGGAUAAACAGAGCUUUGAGAUUGCUGGUCUUGAUUUUAUUUUUCUGUCAAAGGACCAACUGCAUUAUCGCAGCACUCGGACCAAAGAGCUGGACAGCAUGCUGGGAGACCUGCAUUGUGACAUCCUAGAUUUGGAGAUGGCGGUAAUGAGGAAACUUCAAGCCUCAGUGCUUCAGCGGAGUGACUGUAUGUAUAAGGUCAUGUCUCUGUGUGCAGAGCUGGACUGUCUCAUUGCUCUCGCUCAGGCCUCUCGGGAACACGGCUACUGCUGUCCAACGCUGACAACAGAGCACAGACUGGCCCUUAUCGAGUCUCGGCAUCCUUUGCUGGAGUUGUGCACUUCGGUAUUUGUGUCAAACACCUACAUCAGCUCUGAAACUGAAGGCAAAGUGAAAGUUAUCACAGGGCCAAAUUCCUCCGGCAAGAGCAUCUUUCUGAAACAGGUGGGUUUGAUUGUGUUCAUGGCACUGAUCGGCUCAAACGUACCUGCUAAAGAAGCGGAGAUUGGACUGGUUGAUGGUAUCUUCACCCGCAUGCAUAGUCGUGAGUCUAUAUCAGUGGGUCUGAGCACCUUCAUGAUAGACGUGAACCAGAUGGCUCAUUCAUUGAAUCACAGCACUGAGAACUCCCUUGUUCUGGUGGAUGAAUUUGGCAAAGGAACCAACACUGUGGAUGGGUUGUCUCUCCUGGUCUCAUGUCUCAGUCACUGGUUGCGUCGUGGACUGCAGUGUCCUCAUUUGCUUAUGUCCACAUGCUUCCACAGCCUCAUCCAGCUGGGAUUGAUCCCUGAGUCUUCACUCCUGGCUCUACUGACUCUAGAGACAGCAAUAGAGGGAGACGAGCUGGUGUUUUUGUACCAAGUGAAAAAUGGCAUCUGUCAGUCCAGUUGUGCAGCUAAUAUCGCCACUCUGGCUGGUAUUCCUGACGAUCUGGUCAGGAGAGGAGUGGAGGUAUCAGAUUUAUACAGAACAGGAAGAACCAUCAGAAAGAUGGAGAGGCCAUCUGCGGAUGAACAGAACAACAGGUGUGCUGAGAUUGUGGAGAAAUUCCUCAGCAUUGAUCUGGAUGACCCUGAGCUGGAUCCAGAUUUGCUUUUGAAAGACCAGAUGCUUCCUGCUCUUGAAGAGGUGUUGUGAUUUAUUCAAGAUUUGACUCAGGGUACACUCUGUAAAGACAAAUACACAGUUUUAUUCCAAAGAUUUAGAAGACUGAUGUUCAAGAACACAACAUAUUAUA